AUGUAUUCUAAAUUCCUUGAGCUAUGUUCAAGGAGGUUUUUAGACGGCUACCGCGUACAAUGUUCUCCUUCCAAAUUCGACAAUAUAAUAGUGGCAAUGUCUAGUGGUGUUGAUUCAUCCGUGUGUGCUGCAUUAUAUGCCGGCUUCCCAAAUGUGAGUGGAAUAUACAUGCAAAAUUGGUCUGAACAAUCUGAGCCUAUCUCAAGUAAUGCUAAUAAUGAGCCAUGUUAUGAAAAAGACUGGAAAGAUGUUAAACGGGUUGCUUCACAUUUAAACAUACCCGUUGAAAGGGCGAACUUUGAGAAAGAUUAUUGGCUGGAUGUAUUCGAACCUAUGCUGCAAGAAUAUGAACGCGGUUAUACGCCCAACCCAGAUAUUGGGUGUAAUAAGUUUUUGAAAUUUGGAAAGCUUAGAACUUACCUGAAUCAAAAGUAUGGUUGUGGGAAUUACUGGCUUGUCACCGGACAUUACGCCCGCGUUCAAAUCCACAAGACUACAGAAGAGAAUCAUCUCCUCAGGGGAUAUUACAGUGCUAAAGACCAGAGCUAUUAUCUUUCCCAAGUAGAUCCAGCGGUGCUUGAUAGCUUACUUAUGCCAAUAGGACAUUUAACAAAACCAGAAGUACGACAAUGGGCAGAUAAAGCUGGCCUACCAACAGCGAGCAAACCCGAUUCACAGGGUAUUUGCUUUGUAAACAACUCUCAAAAAAGAUUCCACGACUUCUUAAAUGAAUAUUUACCCAUUAAAAGAGGUCACUUUAUUAGUGUCGAUGUUUUGACAGGAGAAAAAAGGGUAUGGGGGGAACAUAAAGGACUUUGGACUUACACAAUUGGUCAAAAAGUGGGAUUGCCUAUGCCUCAAGGUGACCCAAGAUAUAAAGGUGCAUGGUAUGUAAGUGAAAAGCACAUGGAUACAAACGACAUUGUAAUCGUACGAGGUACAGACAACGAAUCUCUCUAUAAGCAAAACGUCACUGUCUCAAAUUUUACUACUAUUGGCGUGAUAAAGACGAUUAUUCAUGAUAUGAAAGAUGCAAUUGCGAAAGGACUUUUAUAUAUGCAAUUCAGAUCAUUGCAAGAUCCUAUUCGAGUAGUUUCUUGCAAAUGGGAGGACCGUCAUAAGUUGACAUUACUACUUUCAGCGAAGCAACGCGCCAUGGCGCCGGGCCAAUACUGUUGUAUAUACCUCCAAGACAGAGUACUUGGGAGUGGCAUCAUCUCUUCUACAUUUUAG
Eremothecium cymbalariae DBVPG#7215 is the source of this 1233-nucleotide messenger RNA. RefSeq names its product tRNA-5-taurinomethyluridine 2-sulfurtransferase (gene SLM3). Bases 1 to 1233 code for a protein of 410 amino acids. NCBI's taxonomy places the organism in Eukaryota, Fungi, Ascomycota, Saccharomycetes, Saccharomycetales, Saccharomycetaceae. The transcript has a single exon. Gene Ontology annotation, molecular function: sulfurtransferase activity. Gene Ontology annotation, biological process: tRNA wobble position uridine thiolation. The record is from RefSeq and is a predicted model, not a curated record. Gene Ontology annotation, cellular component: mitochondrion.